Molecule: messenger RNA, 631 nt
Organism: Symbiodinium necroappetens
Lineage: Eukaryota; Dinophyceae; Suessiales; Symbiodiniaceae
Source: the annotation of a GenBank genome assembly
GAUCCGCACGGAAUGCGUCAUCGACACCGUGCAGGCUGCCGCCUACCUUGGCCAGGCUGUCGUCUUCCUCUACAAGGCCAUUGACUACGAUGGCCUUGAGUGCCCGAACAACUCGCCUGUUGGAUGUGCCGCCAGCGUUGCAGGCUUCAUCACGUCCAUCAGCUGGAUCGCUUCGUACCUGUCCUUUGCGGCAAACGCCUGCGGCCAGGCUGUCAACAACGGUGCGUUGUGCGCUGGUGACUUCACAGCUCUUAUGGCCAACUUUGGCGAGAUCGCCACGGUGGGCGAGUUCGUCCCGGCGGGAGCCUCGCCGGCGGUUGACAAGGCCUUGAAGAUCAAGGGCCACAAGGACCAGCAGCGCAACCGUGACUACGACAUCGUUCAGUGUGCUGUGGAUAUUCGUGCCGCGGGCAGCGCCUGUGCGGACCCGAAGUCCUGCGCUGUCGGCAUCAUGAACAUCAUCUCUUCCUUUGCCUGGAUCUCCCAGUUCACGGCCCUCGCUGUCUCGGAUUGCCAAGUGGGUGCCGACCAGAAGGCUCUGUGCACAGCGGACAUUUCGGACAUGGUGGCUGCGCUCACCAACGGCCCGGCUGCCGGCAUCGCCUCCACCUCGGACUGUGCCGACCUCUAA